This is a messenger RNA of Platichthys flesus (European flounder), 3132 nucleotides long. It is a transcript of the gene tfap2c, whose product is annotated as transcription factor AP-2 gamma (activating enhancer binding protein 2 gamma). Gene Ontology annotation, biological process: anatomical structure development; regulation of transcription by RNA polymerase II; regulation of cell population proliferation. The transcript is spliced from 8 exons. Gene Ontology annotation, cellular component: nucleus. NCBI's taxonomy places the organism in Eukaryota, Metazoa, Chordata, Actinopteri, Pleuronectiformes, Pleuronectidae. Gene Ontology annotation, molecular function: DNA-binding transcription factor activity, RNA polymerase II-specific; RNA polymerase II transcription regulatory region sequence-specific DNA binding. The record is from RefSeq and is a predicted model, not a curated record. Bases 359 to 1771 code for a protein of 470 amino acids.
GUCGAGUUUCUUAAAUGCGCCGCCGUCGCCCACUUCCACAGCAGAGCCGCGGAGCGCAGUGACCGGAGCGGCGGGGAAACACACACACACCGCGAUACCUUCUCUCCCAUAGCCGCCGUGGACACACUCACAUCUGCGGGCCCGGACCCAUCCGUCAGUUGCGUCGGUUUCCUCCAGCCUCCGACUCGUCAAGAGGACACGAGAGGGUUCACGAGCACCAGGAAGCUCCUCAGUGGUUCACACCUGGAUUAAAAAACGCGCAGCCGACGGUUUCUGUCUAAGAUCUUUAUAUAUUGUCUUCUUCUUCUUCGUCUUUUUUGCUGAAGGAGGGACAGGCUUUUUUUAUUCCUCUGUCACAAUGUUGUGGAAAUUAGCCGACAACGUGAAGUAUGAGGAUGACUGCGAGGAAAGACACGAUGGCAGCAGCAACGGGAACCCGCGGCUGCCUCACCUGCCCGCGGUCAGCCAGCACCUCUACAGCCCGUCCCCCGCCCUCUCGCACUCGGCCAGCUCGGACUUCCAGCCCCCGUACUUCCCUCCUCCCUACCAGCCCAUCAACUACCCGCAGUCCGGCGACCCGUACUCCCACCUGGGCGACCCCUUCAACAUCAACUCCCUGCACCAGUCGCCGUCGUCGAACCAGCAGCAGCCGUGGCCCGGCCGCCAGGGCCAGGAUGGGCUGGGCGCGCACGCACGGAGCGGACUGGCGAGUCAGAUCCUGGGCCUGGACGGAGGCUCCUCCGGGGUGAGGAGGGAAGGGUUCCGCCGGCCGGAGCUGCUCCCCCCGCACGCACACAGCCUCGAGUCGUCGGGGAUCGGGGACAGCAUGGGAAUGCACGACAUGGGCCACGGACUGGACGAUGUUCAACAUGUAGAUGACCACAGUAUUAUAAUGGCCGAUCAGACAGUUAUCAAGAAAGUAUUAGGACUACGAGGUGGCAGGAACCUUGAUCGCUUACAGAGGACUUAUUAUCAGGGGGGCGUUCUUGCGGGUCCCAUCACUCUACCCAAAGGAAACGCGCUGGGUCUUCCCUUCCAGAAAGAGUCCCUGCUGGGCAUGGUGUCAAAUCCCACCGAGGUGUUCUGCUCCGUACCGGGCCGCCUUUCCCUGCUGAGCUCCACUUCCAAGUACAAGGUCACCGUGGCCGAGGUCCAGAGACGCCUGUCGCCCCCCGAGUGUCUCAACGCAUCGCUGCUGGGAGGCGUCUUACGCAGAGCCAAGUCAAAAAAUGGCGGGCGUUCCCUGAGAGAAAAGCUGGAUAAAAUUGGGCUGAACCUGCCGGCAGGAAGGAGGAAGGCCGCCAACGUCACCCUACUAACCUCACUCGUAGAAGGUGAAGCUGUUCAUUUAGCGAGAGACUUCGGUUACGUGUGUGAGACGGAGUUCCCUGCGAAGGCGAUCGCUGAAUACCUCGGCAGGCCGCACGUAGAACGCAACGAGGUCAACUCCCGGAAGAACAUGCUCCUUGCUGCCAAACAAAUCUGCAAGGAGUUCACCGACCUGCUCACUCAGGAUCGAUCGCCGCUGGGGAACUCUCGGCCGGCUCCCAUCAUGGAGCAGGGAAUCCAGGGCUGCCUGACCCACUUCAGCCUCAUCACUCACGGCUUCGGCUCUCCGGCCAUCUGCGCCGCCAUGACCUCGCUGCAGAACUACCUGAACGAGGCGCUCAAGCAAGUGGACAAGAUGUACCUGAACUCCGGCAACGACACCCAGGGAUCCUCAGACAGUGGCAGCAAAUCUACCGACAAAAUGGACAAGCACAGGAAAUGAGAGCUCAGAGGACAAUCCCUACGAACUUGAGAACCUCCCCCCCCCACCACCACCACCCCCCCCGAGUCCCUUAAUCUCGCUGCCCUGUCUGCCCUUUUUGGACUUUUUUAAAAAUCAAUAUCUAGUAUUGUCCUUUUUGAAAGCUGAAUUUGUGCGUGACUGUGUAUGUAGGUACUGUAUGCUCGCACUGUUAGAUUCAUAUAUUUUUUAGAAGUUUGAGGAUUUCUAAAAAAAAAAAAACUUGUCACAGCCGGCUGCAGUUUCAGUCUGUUCUGGCACCUUAGAGGUUAACGCCCGCGGACCGAUCCUGCCGGGAGAGCGCCUCCUGUGAAGAUGAACCACACACCCUGUGGUGGCGACCCCUCUGCAGUCCUACACAGUUGCCAAUGUGCCAACGCUACAACCAUGGGACCUGCACUCUGUUGACAAGAAGAGGAAAAAAGAACAAAGUGCAUACUGUUUUUUUUUCCCUCCCUAGAGGACAUCAUUUCAAGAUGACUUGCUGUGGCUGUGAAUUCCUCUCAGCUUUUCCCCCUUCUGCUCCGUCUGGAGGCAAAUCCACUGAUUUCCUGUGUCUCAAUGGACUUGCAACAGGACAAUUUUUAUAUGAGGAAAAAGAGAGAGAAGAAUAUCCACUUCGUUUUCUUGACUUUUUUUAUGCUUGAUUUGUACAACCACUUCAAAAUGGCUCCAGUGUUAUUGUGCUUUGUUUUCACGAGAGAUGAUUUGAAUCUUAUGUAAGCCUGAAAAAGAAAUGACGACUUUGGGUUUGUCAAUCUGUGUUUGGUCAGAAACCAGAGACUUCAAAGUUGUUAUAAUAGAAGCCUCUUCAGUGUUCAUGUGGAUUACAGGCAUAGCAGUGCUUCCAUUGUUACUCUAUCUUUUAUACCGGGCGGUGAGAACAUGUUAUUUUCUGUGACUGUUAGGUAUUAAUCAUCAUUAGUAUUUAAAAACCUCACGUUGACAUCGACCCACCAACCAGUUCAGUCCUGCCGGAGUGUAUGCAUGUUGUGAGUGUGUGUGUAAAUGUACAUAUUUCCUUCUUCAAAAAAAUCUUUUAAUUAGACAUUAAAUUCCACACAUAGAAUUUUAUCCAGUGUCUUGUUCUGGAUGUAAAUAUUUUCUAAUUUAUGUUGUAAUUUAAUGGGCUUGUGUAAAUAAUGGUAUCAUUCUGGUGUAUGGUUUAACUUUUUAUGAUGAUGACGAUGAUGAUGAUGUGUUAAACUUUUAUAAAUGGGUUAGUUUUUUAUCGAGUAGAGGUUAGGAAGUGGGCAUGAUAUACCUUUUUUUGAAAAUAUGUAAAAAAAAACUGUUUUAAAGUUUCAGGAAAAAUGAAAAUAAAAAGAAAGACUAAAGUCUGA